CUGUUUCAGGUCAAAGGCACAGUUCUACGAGGAGAAGAACUCAAACAGUUUGUGGAAUCACUGCGAGCGAAGAGCAUCACGUACAGGACGAUGAAAAAGGAGACUGACGACAUGGCCACCGAGUUUGGAGCCUUGCGAAGAACGCUGCAAAUUCUCCAGCACCAGGCCUCCUCCAUGCCACACCCCGUCGUUCCUGGUAAAUCAAACUAAACUCACAAGGCAAGAGCCAAAGCUAUGUUACACGAACUGGAAUGUUACAGGAAUGCUGGAAGACGUGCUCGAGUCGAGCGGCGGGGACGAGGAGCUGGACAAGGCCAUCGGCACGUUGACUUCGCUGCUGGCGGAGGUCAACGAGUCGCUCCGGGAGAACAAGGAGAAAGUCGCCCCCAGGGUCAAACUCCUGCAGAGCCUGAGGAAGACCAAGCAGGACCUGGAGAUCGUCCACGCGGAAAAGAAGCGCCACCACUUGGAAGUCUCGUCUCUCUAUGAAAGGAAGCUAAGCAGGCUGCAAAACGAAGUGGAGUCAGUCCAGAGAGAGUUUGCACGGGAAAACAAGCUGUACCAGGACAAGUGCGCAGAGCUCGAGGCCGUGGAAUCGUCCUUGGAAGAAGUCUCCAAGGAGCAGCAGGGAUCGCUAAUCAGCCUCGGACUCCGUAACGAGCUCCAGCGACAGGAGGAGUUGAAGUUCACGCUGGAGCAGCGGCAGCAAAGGCUGAAGGACGUGGAGCAGUACAAUAAUUUGCAGAUGGCCAUGAUGAAGGACCUGGUGACACUUCUUUCUGCAAAGCUGAAGCAGUACUCGUCCGCGGCCAGGCCAGCAAUCUAUUCAUCUGUCACGGCACUCGAAACGGUAAGUCAAAAGGGAGAAAAGCACCUGUGCCUUUGGUUACCUCCCUGGUACUGUGUUGCUCACAAAACAAGCUACUUUCUCUGUCUGUGUUUGUGUGAACUUCACAGGAGGCGGACGACAGGAGCCAGCUCUAAUUUACGCCAACUUGAUCCCAUCCAAGGCGUCGCUUUUCCUGCUGAUGCCGACUUCUCGUGAAUGUCACUUCUAUUCUAUGCUUCUUCCUCCUCUCUGGCUACAUUGAUCUGUUAACUGCAAGCACCAGAGGCUUCAAUUUAGAACGGAAUCUGACCAAGUUGCUCUCAAUCCAAACUGU
Molecule: messenger RNA, 1163 nt
Organism: Selaginella moellendorffii
Lineage: Eukaryota; Viridiplantae; Streptophyta; Lycopodiopsida; Selaginellales; Selaginellaceae
Product: golgin subfamily A member 8B-like
Exons: 4
Coding region: 263-1045 (260 amino acids)
Biological process (GO): cilium assembly; intraciliary transport
Cellular component (GO): intraciliary transport particle B; centrosome; cilium
Molecular function (GO): tubulin binding
Source: RefSeq, a predicted model, not a curated record